UACCCACGGUUCAGCGUGACAGAAAUACUGAGUACUGCCCCUGGUUGUGUAAACUGCCCACGGAUUCUGCUCUCAGAUUACCACUGUUACUGGAUGAAAAGAAACUGGAGGAAGCCUCACAAUCCCGCACGAGCACAUUCUUCUCUUGGGCAUCCGAGGCGUUAGGACCCUGCAGGUGACACUCCCGGGAUUUUCGGAUGUGUCAUGACGUCACCGCACUAAGGAGGCGAGCCGCCGAGUCGCUCCGCCGCCGCCGCCGCAGCAGCAGCAUCAGUCCUCAGGCAGCGAAACGCCAGCUGCCGCAUAGUCGCUUGCUUGUUGGCGCCCCUUUACCUCUUCGUCGGCGGAAGGCGUCAGCAAAGUGAUAUUGAAAUAUCACGCAAUACAGCGGAGCGGUGAUAUCAGCCGGCAUGGCUUCCUCCGCCAAUGGAGCGGAGGAAGUCCGCGGCUCCGUCCUCACGCCGCUGAAGUUGGUUGGGCUGGUGUGCAUCUUCCUCGCGCUGUGCCUGGUGAUCGGGGCCGUAUUGAGCCCCGCGUGGGUCACUGCAGAUAACCAGUACUACCUAUCUCUAUGGGACUCGUGCUGGAAACCCGCGGCCUCGGAUAAAUGGCAAUGCAGCAGCACGCUGGAGACAGACUGGCAGAUCGCCACUCUGGCCCUGUUGCUAGGCGGAGCUGGCCUCAUUCUUCUCUCGUUCCUGGUGGGCCUGGUGUCCGUGUGUAUCGGCUCCCGGAGACGUUUCUACAGACCUGUCGCUGUGAUGCUGUUCGCUGCAGUUGUUCUGCAAGUGUGUAGUCUAGUGCUCUACCCGAUCAAGUUCAUCGAGACGAUCAGCUUAAGGAUAUACCAUGAGUUCAACUGGGGUUAUGGCUUGGCUUGGGGAUCCACCAUCUUCUCCUUUGGCGGAGCCAUCCUGUACUGCUUGAAUCCCAAGAACUAUGAAGACUACUAUUAAAUAGCACCCCCCUGCACUCCCCCCACCUAAAAAAAACCCACCAUACACCCUGACUCUUCUCUACUCACCUGUAUUAUAUGGAUAAUCCAUACACUAAGCAGUGGGACUGAAGGAGAUCUUGUGCACACUGCCCCUCCCGUCAAACUGACAAUAACUUUUUAAAGUCUGAGUUCAUAAAACUGACCAUCCUACGACAGCUUACUGUUCUCAAUAUCAGUGAAAAAUGCUCAGUGGAAAUCUCUUUUAUGACAGUGUCUCCUCUUAUGUCGGCGGUUUUACUGCUAAUCACCCCCAAAGCGGCAAGGAAUUAAAUUCGACACUCAUUUUAAAGUAUUAAGUCACACUUUGGGUUUUGAUGCACUUUCUAUAGUUUGCCAGAUUUUACAGAUUGCUGCAUAACUUUCCCUCUGUAUGUUAUAAUCUGAUAUUGUGGAUACUAUGAAAUGAUUCUUUAUCACGGGCCCCUCACGGCAUCGCUGCUUGUGGGGGUGUCUUCACCAUCGCGACUUUUAAUUUGCUGGGUGAUAAGCCGAUAGAGAAUACCGUAGCCGGUGGGUUGUAGCUUUACGCAUGUAGUGCUGACGUGGACAUGCGGGUGCGGCAGGAGGCACAGCGACGGAGCCCUGUUUGGACAUGGCAGUGAAACACUGUGCUGAGAUGUACAUCCUGCGGGCCUACAAUCAAUCAGACAUGGCUGCAGGAUGGUGUUGCCGGCUGAACAUUAUAGAUCUGCUGGAAACAGCCUGCUGAUCACUGUCCUUACAUUAGCAACACACCUACAUGCGCGCACACACACACACACACACGCACACACAAUACCCCAACAGCAGUGGAUGGGAGUGGAUAACAGACGUGGAAAAGGUGUUGGUCAGUGGUCCAUCAUGAGAGUUCAAGUUCCAAAAUUCAGCCUGGAAGGGAAUUUUUUUUUCGUCUUAAGUUGUAUUUUUUAUUUUUUUUUAAAUGUUUAGCUACGCUGUUUCUUUAAACUGUAUUAUGGACUUUACUCCAGUCUUGCCACAGUCAUAUCAAUGUCAAUGUAUGUGCAUGUGCAUUCAGUGUGAACACCAGACAUCACUGCACCAGUGGCCAGACGGUAGGUCGCCCAGCGAAUCCCGCGAUUUCUUCUCUUUGAUAAGCCGAGGUUGCUUCGUGACUUAGGUAAAUGUGUUUUUACCAGUGUAUCUCUGCACUGUCAGUAGCAUAGCAGUGCUUUGACGUCACUGUAAAUACUGUAUUUUUAGAAGAUUAGGUUAAAGACGUUUUAAUAUGUUUAAUAUGUGCGUAGAUAUUUCCUCCAGUAGACACUGCAACACUGAGAAUUACAGAAGACCCUGUCACUUAGACUAAAUCGGCCUUAGAGAUGUAUUCUGGAAUGGAAAAUCACCAAAAUGGAUCCUCUAGAGGUCGUGAAUGUAACCAUUUCAAAGAUAACCAUUUCUACAGAGGCAUAUUACUGAGGAUUACUGAGAGCCGACAAGGGGAAAAUGCUGAAGAUGUGUUUCUGUGACAGAAAAUGCUCUUGCCUGGUUGCAUAAGCAGUAAUGAGUCCAAAUAACUGUAGCAACUCCCUUACAUGAGUUUCAGCCACAUCUUGUUUUGAAGGUAAAUUUGUCAGAAUCUGUCCCACUUUCUGGAUGUUUAACUGACAAGUGUGUUUAUCCUGUGAUGUGAGCUGAAUAUUUAACCAGGUGUUUCUGACCUGUUUUCCAAUUAAGCCAACGAAUGUAACUGGAAGGACUUAGAGAAUGUCACCGAGGAUCAGUGAAUUCUGUUCCUCAAAACACACGCAGACCUAUUGAGGUGCAUUGGUGUGCUUCUCAUCUCAGAUGGGCAUUUUUUUAAGGCUUAGUGAAAAUGUAGAAGAAUCCCUGUUUACUUGUUUAGCUGCACGCCCCAGAAAUGGCUCAGUUUCUCCUCGUUAGCGGAAGUCACCUCGUUUAGAUUAAUGCAAAAGUAAAGUGGUAAACAGUGUGUUUGUAUGCUGCAGGAAGGAUGCUAUGAAAGACUUGCUGAAUUAAAAAGAGGCAAAUGCCCCCAAUUCCUGUGUAAUUACAUAGCCUCGCUCAAGGGAGAGAACAAGGGAGUAGGCAGAGAGAGAGGGGGGGGUUUCACAGUAGACCACAUGUUGUGAAAUUAGCGAAACCACGGUGCAGACAGGACUGAUGUGUGUCUGGAGCUCACCUGUUUGUAUACUAACAUAAUAAACUGCAGAGAGCAACA
Paramormyrops kingsleyae is the source of this 3176-nucleotide messenger RNA. RefSeq names its product transmembrane protein 47 (gene tmem47). Gene Ontology annotation, cellular component: cell-cell junction; membrane. Gene Ontology annotation, biological process: cell-cell adhesion. Lineage: Eukaryota; Metazoa; Chordata; Actinopteri; Osteoglossiformes; Mormyridae. The record is from RefSeq and is a predicted model, not a curated record.